AUGGCAACUAUUUUCAAGAACGGGCGUUUCUUCGUGCCCUCGGUCUCGAAUAAUGUUAAAGACUUUGCCGAAAGCAUGAUCAUUGAGGACGGCAAAGUCUCAUAUGUCGGUCCUCUAGAUGAAACAAUCAGCACAAAAGAUGCGACGGUGAUUGACCUACAAGACCGAACCGUGAUUCCGGGUUUCAUUGAUGCACAUGUGCACAUCUUACACUACGGCCAAUCCCUUCGCAAAGCCGAUCUCAUUGAAUGCACAUCCUUGGAACAAAUCCGCAAAACGAUCAAGUCCUACGCAGAGACCCAUCCCUCCGUCCCUCGCAUCUUAUGUCGAGGCUGGAUUCAAUCCUCUACGAAUGGUGUCGCCCUAGCCAGCAUGCUAGAUGGCAUCGACUCACGCCCCAUCUUCAUCGACUCCUUCGAUCUCCACUCUAUGUGGUGCAGCUCAGCAGCCCUGGAUGAAAUGAAAGCCCAUACAGCCCCAGAUCUACCCGGAGGUAGAAUCCACCGCGACGAAAACGGCAAGGCAUCAGGUCUUCUGGAUGAAUCAGCCCUCAUGAACCUCGCCUGGCCCCAUCUAGAAGGCGUCACCUCCACGGCCGACAAAUUAGAAGCCCUAGACACAGCCGUCAAGGCAUACACCGCCGCCGGAUAUACCGGCUUGGUAGAUAUGGCCAUGGACGAAGUGACCUGGGAAAUCCUCAACCUCUACCGAAAAGACCACACAAUCCCCUUCCACAUCGGUGCCCACUGGCUAGUCCCCUUUGCAGCCGACCAAAAUGCCAAUUUCAAAUACGUCGACCGAGCAAUCGAACUCCAUAAGAAAUACAACAGCCCCGACUUUUGUAUUCUAGGAAUAAAACUCAUCUGCGACGGCGUGGUCGACGGCUGCACUGCUGCGCUUAUGCAGCCAUACACAGGCAAAUCAGACCCCGUGGACCCAAUCUGGCCAGAAGAUAUGCUCCAAGAAGUUGUGGAACGCGCCGACAAAGCUGGAAUCCAAUGUGCGAUUCAUGCCAUCGGCGACAGAGCAGUCCACCAAGCAAUCAACGUCCUCUCUCGAGUCGGCAGUCCAGGAGCCAGACACAGAAUCGAGCACUUGGAACUGACGACAUCCGAAGAUGCCAAACGUCUUGGCCAGCUUGGUAUCACGGCUUCCAUCCAGCCUGUUCAUUCGGACCCGAUGCUCUUCAAGGCUUGGCCUGGUCUUGUUGGUCCGGAUCGUUGUCAGCGUGCGUUUGCUUAUAAGGAGUUCUUGGAUGGUGGGGCUCCUAUUGCUAUUGGCACUGAUGCCCCGACUGCUCCCCAUUUGCCAUUCCCUAAUUUGUAUAAUGCUACUACUAGGCGUUCUGCGUUAGAAGUUGAGAGUGAGAAUACUGUGAAUCCGCAUUUCGGGCUUGGGCUUGUUGAGGCUGCUACGGCUGCUACUAAUGGUGCGGCUUACGCGCGCUUCGCUGACUCCUGGACUGGAUCUUUGCAGAAGGGGUUGUCUGCAGACUUCUUGGUUGUUGAUACGCAGUGGAAGCCUGAGGCGUUACUUCAGUCUAGGGUCUGCCAGACUUGGUAUCGGGGGAUGAAGGUUUUUGAUUCGCAGGGUUGA
This is a messenger RNA of Penicillium nucicola, 1596 nucleotides long. RefSeq names its product amidohydrolase. The transcript has a single exon. Bases 1 to 1596 code for a protein of 531 amino acids. Gene Ontology annotation, molecular function: hydrolase activity, acting on carbon-nitrogen (but not peptide) bonds. Lineage: Eukaryota; Fungi; Ascomycota; Eurotiomycetes; Eurotiales; Aspergillaceae. The record is from RefSeq and is a predicted model, not a curated record.